ACGCCUCUCUCUCUCUCUCUCUCUCUUUUCUUUCUUUCCUCUCUUUUUCUCCCUUCUUUUAGUUGAAGAAGAUGUGCGGCGGAGCCAUCAUCUCCGAUUUCGUUGAUACGACCUGCCAUCAGAGCCCAGUCGUGGACGAUAACCUCUGGCCUGAGUUCGACACCUUCUCCGAGCUCCUCGGUCUCGACGCCUCGACUGGAAACUACCUUUUCAACAACUCUCCGACCAACAACAACCUCCAACAACAUUCUCACGUGAAAAGUGAGAAGAAAGAAGAAUGUGAGGAAGCAGGAGGGGAAGUUGCAGAGGCAGUGGCAGAGGAGAUGAAGAAACGACCGCAGAAACAGAGAGUUCGGAAGAGCAAAUACAGAGGAAUCCGGCAGCGGCCAUGGGGGAAAUGGGCGGCGGAGAUUCGAGACCCACAAAAAGGACUCCGCGUCUGGCUCGGAACCUUCAACACCGCCGAAGAAGCAGCCGCAGCUUACGACCAAGCCGCCAUACGAAUCAGAGGAAAAAAGGCCAAACUCAACUUCACCCACCCACCGCCGUCUCCUCCGCCGCCGCCCGCCGUCCAACUCUCAAGCCUGGAAUCCUUUCUGGGCCUGGACCCCUCGCCGCCGCCGGUGGAGCCCAUGGCCGACCUCUGGUGGGCCGAUGACCUUCUCACAUAUCACCACCAAAAUCUCCCCCUCCCCUUUUGAAAGAGGAAUUGCAAAAUGGGUUCCGAACUUCAACUUCUGUUAAAUCAUGUAAAUCAAUAAGAAAGAAAAGAAAGAAGAAGAAGAAUCAAGCUAAAUACAUCUAAAAUUUUUAGGAGGGGUAUUUUAUGAUAUUUGAUUUAUGUCGUGUUUACUCUCA
This is a messenger RNA of Momordica charantia (bitter melon), 858 nucleotides long. RefSeq names its product ethylene-responsive transcription factor RAP2-3. Gene Ontology annotation, molecular function: DNA binding; DNA-binding transcription factor activity. Gene Ontology annotation, biological process: ethylene-activated signaling pathway; regulation of DNA-templated transcription. Lineage: Eukaryota; Viridiplantae; Streptophyta; Magnoliopsida; Cucurbitales; Cucurbitaceae. The record is from RefSeq and is a predicted model, not a curated record.